Molecule: messenger RNA, 1650 nt
Organism: Thlaspi arvense
Lineage: Eukaryota; Viridiplantae; Streptophyta; Magnoliopsida; Brassicales; Brassicaceae
Source: the annotation of a GenBank genome assembly
AUGGCGCCGAGUAUUCGAAAAGCGAUCGGAGCGGUUAAGGAUCAGACGAGCAUCGGGAUCGCGAAAGUGGCGAGCAACGUGGCACCAGAUCUAGAAGUAGCGAUCGUGAAAGCCACUAGCCACGACGACGAUCCCGCGAGCGAGAAGUACAGGCUUGAAUUAGCUCUGUUUGAGAGAAAAGGUGGUGUGAAGGUGAAGAGUGGUGGUAGUAGUAGCCAUCACAGCAAUAAUGAUGAUAGAUACGGUAGAGGAAGAGAUGAUUUUCGUUCUCCUCCUCCGCCUCCGCGAUCUUAUGAUUAUGAGAACGGUGGUGGCGAUUUCAGGGGAGAUAAUAAUGGUUAUGGUGGUGUGCCUAAGAGAUCUCGGUCUUACGGAGAUAUGACUGAGAUGGGGGGAGGAGGAAGAGACGAGAAGAAAGCUGUGACGCCGUUAAGGGAAAUGACGCCGGAGAGGAUUUUCGGGAAGAUGGGUCAUUUGCAGAGGCUUCUUGAUCGGUUUUUGUCGUUGAGACCUACCGGUUUAGCUAAAGGAAGCAGGAUGAUAUUGAUCGCGUUGUACCCUGUUGUGAGGGAGAGUUUUAAGCUGUACGCUGAUAUCUGUGAGGUUCUAGCUGUUUUGCUUGAUAAGUUUUUCGAUAUGGAGUAUACUGAUUGCGUCAAGGCCUUUGAUGCGUACGCUAGUGCGGCUAAGCAGAUAGAUGAGCUCAUUGCGUUUUACAAUUGGUGUAAGGAGACUGGUGUGGCGAGAUCGUCUGAGUACCCGGAGGUUCAGAGGAUCACGGGGAAGUUGUUGGAGACGUUGGAGGAGUUUGUUAGAGACAGGGCGAAGAGAGGGAAGAGUCCCGAGAGGAGAGAGAUCGAAGCUCCUCCUCCGCAGCAAGAAGAGGAGCCUGAACCUGAUAUGAACGAGAUCAAAGCGCUUCCUCCUCCGGAGAAUUACACUCCUCCACCUCCGCCUGAACCAGAGCCUCAGCCAGUAAAACCGCAGUUCACGGAGGAUUUAGUUAACUUGAGAGAAGAUGAAGUCACUGCUGAUGACCAAGGGAACAAGUUCGCGCUCGCGCUAUUCGCGGGUCCGCCGGGAAGUAACGGCAAAUGGGAAGCUUUCUCCUCGAACGGAGUGACUUCGGCGUGGCAGAACCCCGCCGCAGAGCCCGGGAAAGCGGAUUGGGAACUGGCAUUGGUUGAAACAGCUAGUAACUUAGAGAAACAGACGACGGCUCUAGGCGGUGGCUUCGAUUCGUUGCUUCUCAACGGGAUGUACGAUCAAGGAGCGGUUAAACAACACGUGAGCACGUCGCAGUUAACGGGAGGGAGCGCGAGCAGCGUUGCUUUACCGUUACCGGGUAAAACCAACAAUCAAGUAUUGGCCUUACCUGCACCGGACGGAACCGUGGAGAAAGUGAACCAAGACCCGUUCGCGGCUUCGUUAACCAUCCCACCGCCUUCGUACGUGCAAAUGGCUGAGAUGGAGAAGAAGCAGUAUCUGCUGAGCCAAGAGCAGCAGCUAUGGCAGCAGUACCAGCGUGAAGGGAUGAGAGGUCAAGCGAGUCUGGCGAAGAUGAACACUGGUCCGAUGCCUUAUGGAAUGCCACCUGUCAACGGGAUGGGACCGCCACAACAGUUGUAUUACUACAACAACCCUUACUGA